Messenger RNA from Zingiber officinale, 1107 nucleotides. RefSeq names its product CCR4-NOT transcription complex subunit 9-like. Gene Ontology annotation, biological process: mRNA catabolic process; negative regulation of translation. The coding region runs from base 585 to 851 and encodes 88 amino acids. Lineage: Eukaryota; Viridiplantae; Streptophyta; Magnoliopsida; Zingiberales; Zingiberaceae. The transcript is spliced from 4 exons. Gene Ontology annotation, cellular component: CCR4-NOT complex; P-body; CCR4-NOT core complex. The record is from RefSeq and is a predicted model, not a curated record.
UUUUCCUCGUCCACUCGCCUCGUUCGAUCGAAUUCAACGGCGCCACGGAUUCCCUUCCCUCCGCUGCGCCUCCCGAGGUCGUCGCCCUCAAGCUCAAAGGAUAUUUCGAGCUGGCCAAGGAGGAGAUUGACAUGACCGUCCGGGCCGAGGAGUGGGACUUCGCAGUUCGCAGACGACGCCAUCGCCCACUACCGAAACGCGCAGCGCGUCAUGCUCGAGGCUAAGGCCGUUCGAGUCCCUGAUGUCCUCUCUUUUGAGGUCGGUCAUUCGAAGGGAUUUAUUGGUCCGAUGCGAUUAAAGGUUUACUACAGGUGCUAUCGCAGAGGACAGGUAAUCCUUUUUAUGGAAAGCAAAUCGAUUGUGAAUGCUUCUUUCUAGAACGUCUUUUCCUUGUUUUCCUAGAAAACUAACUAUUUGCUUUUCUUCUUUCGCAUGAUAAGCUGCGCCGUCCACUAAGGUAUGCAUCUCCUAGUUGAAUUGUGGCGACAUUCAUUGUUCAGAAGAUCUUGUUGGACAAUGUAGGCCUUCGCUAUAUUUGUGCUACUGCAGAGCGGUUCUUCGCUGUCGGCAGCGUUUUGGGCAACAUGGUUGCGUCUCUGGCUGACCAACCUUCUACAAGAUUGCUUAAGCACAUAAUCAGAUGUUACCUGAGGCUGUCGGAUAAUCAAAGGGCAUGUGGAGGACUGCGUGGUUGUCUCCCGGAGAUGCUGAAAGAUGGAACAUUCAACAACUGUCUUCGGGAUGACCCAGCAACUCGUCGUUGGCUUACACAACUACUACACAAUGUGUCCAACACUAACCUAGGGGCAUCUCUUCAACAGGGAGGGUUCGAUCACCUGAUGGGCAACUAGUAUGGAUUUCAUCACUCCUUUGUAGGGACGAGGGCCAUUGCAGAGAUCAUGUCGUAGGUUCUUAAUUUAUAUGACUGUUGUGUAUUGUAUUGUAUUGUAUUUAUUGUUCUUUAAAUACUAAGCCACAAAGCAGCAUGUUUUCAUUUUGUUUACUCUUCCACGGUCGGGUGAUGAAGGGACUCAUUGAGCUCAGAAGCUUGUAUAGUUCUUGAUUCGUUCCAAGACUCAUGAAAAUGUAAUGCUUGUGAAGUUCUAU